AUGAAGAAACAUAAAUCCUACAUCAAUUAUGAAGACAUAAUAGAAAAACCUACUUCUUUGAAUAAUAUGUAAUAAUCAUUUAAUCUUAAUGUAAAUGUAAAAUAACUCAAAUAAUAAUCAUCUCCUAAUAUACAACUAAUUAAUUAGAAGAAGCCUUAUCUUUAAUCAAGGACUAAUAAUCGUAAUAGUCUUCCAGUAUUAAGAUCUGCAUUAUAAUCAUAAUUAAUUGAGAGGGAUUUACAAUUCAAUUAGAAAGAUUAUGAUAAAUUAAAAACUGAACAUGAAAACCUUAAAAUAACAUAUUCUAAAUAAGAAUCACUUCUUUAAUAACUUAUAAAUGAGAAUGCUUAGUUGAAGAAUCUAAAUGUUGAACUUAAAAAUUAAAUUGAUGAUCUUAAAAUCAAUAUUAAAAGAUAUUAAUAGAAUGAUGAGGCAGCUUAUUAAUAAUAUCUCUCAAAUUAAUAAGAGUUGAUAAUAAAAGAAUUAAAAUCAAAGAUAAAUUAAUUAUCUGAGAAACUUAUCAUUAUGGAAAAACAAGCUAAUUAACCAGCUAAUCAUCUAAUUUAUGUUAAUGAAAUAUAAAGUUUAUGUCUAGAUUUAAAAAGACAUUUAGAAUGUAAAUAUUGUGGAAAAGAAUUAAAAGAUCCAGUGACUUUAAUACCCUGUGCUCAUUCUUAUUGUAAGGCAUGUAGAAAAGGUUAUUCAAAUGAUUGUUUUUUGUGUGGCAAAGAACUAAAAUUGGAAGCAGUGUAUCUAAAUUAAUUUAUGAUUGACAUGAUGGCAUUAUAUAAACGAAAUAUUGGACUCAUUGAAUAGUUGAAAAAUAAUUUAUGAAUUAAUAAUCUAAGAAUAA
This is a messenger RNA of Paramecium sonneborni, 853 nucleotides long. Lineage: Eukaryota; Ciliophora; Oligohymenophorea; Peniculida; Parameciidae. The record is from the annotation of a GenBank genome assembly.